AUGAGGCUGCUCUCCAAAACCCUCUUUCUGUGCUUGGCACUGUCCCUCACCAAAGCUGCGGAACAUUCUGGAUCCUUACUUGACCGGUGUGAUGGCAUUGAGUUUGAUGCCAUUGUUCCCGAUGAGAACGGAGUGACCUAUUUCUUCAAAGACAACCAUCUAUGGAGGGGCUUCACUGGUUCAGCUCACUUCUUCAAUCACACCUUCAAGGAGCUGGAUGAUCAUCACAUUGGUCACAUUGAUGCUGCCUUCCGCAUGCACAACCCCGACAGUGAAGAUCACGAUCACAUCUACUUCUUCCUGGAUGACAAGGUGUUCAGCUACUAUAACCACACUCUAGAAGAGGGUUACCCCAAAGAAAUCAACAAGGUCUUCAAAGAAAUCCCCAGUCACCUCGAUGCCGCUGUAGAGUGUCCCAAAGGAGAGUGUGUCACCGACUCUGUCCUGUUCUUCAAAGGACACGUGGUGUACACUUAUGACAUCAGUACAAAGGUGGUGAAAGAGAAGACUUGGGACCACCUGCCUGUCUGCACCUCAGCCUAUCGCUGGCUCGAACACCACUACUGUUUCCAUGGAAACAGCUUCACCAGGUUCAACCCUGUAACUGGAGUGGUGGAGGGUACCUACCCAAAAGAUGCCAGGAAUUACUUCAUGAUGUGCCCUGGCUUUGGCCACGGAGGAAAUUAUCAACCCCCCAAAUGCAGUGACGUCAAGCUGGAUGCCAUCACCACUGAUGACGAAGGAAAACCAUAUGCCUUCAUUGGCUCCAACUACAUGCACCUGAACCCAAAAGGGCCACACAGACACCCCUUUCCAAUCAUCAGGAAGUGGAAGGAGGUGACCGAAGGGGUGGAUGCUGUCUUCUCCUACACCGACAAACUGUACAUGAUUAAGGGUGAGCAAGUCUACAUCUAUAAGUCCGGAGCUGGUUACACUCUCAUCGAGGGCUACCCAAAAACCCUGAAGGAAGAGCUUGGCAUUGACGGACCCAUUACUGCUUCUUUUGUCUGUCCAAGCGAACACACUGUUCACAUAAUUCAAGGAAGCAAGAUGAUGGAUGUCGACCUAACUGCCACCCCCAGGGCAGUGACAAGUGAAGUGCCCUUGUCCAUCUCUGACAUUGAUGCUGUUCUCUGCGAUGCAGAUGGGGUUAAAGUGUACAAGGGCUCUCAGUACUAUGAGUAUGCCAGUCCUAUGGUCCUGGCUGUGAGCAGAAUCGCCCCUGUUCCUCAGAAUGUCCCUCGAGAAAUACUGGGAUGUCAGGAUUAG
Molecule: messenger RNA, 1269 nt
Organism: Myripristis murdjan (pinecone soldierfish)
Lineage: Eukaryota; Metazoa; Chordata; Actinopteri; Holocentriformes; Holocentridae
Gene: hpxb
Product: hemopexin b
Exons: 10
Coding region: 1-1269 (422 amino acids)
Source: RefSeq, a predicted model, not a curated record